UAACUAACUGAGGGCGGCCAUCCGCAGUGCUUCACUUGUCAGCUCUACCGCUGUCCUCGGGAACCUCUUCUUUCGCGUCGACGAUGAGCUCGUAAACCGCAAGGACGCAGUCUUCAGGAAAGGCCGAAUCGGCGCAAUUGUAGCGUUCAGCAGAGACGAAGUUUGGGGAACAAACGCCGCUCAAUCACUCGCAGCUCUGUUGAUGUGGCCGGCGCUGGACAUCUCGGCAAUGUGCCGCUCGCCCACUACUCUUUCACUCGAUCACGUGGCUCCUUGCCACCGCCAGCGCACUGGUUAGCCGACAACACUGCAGGAGCCGAGACUGGCCCUUAGUGGUACUGCACGCAACUUGGCAAACAAGGACUACAUGAUGGCAUUGCCUCUUGUCUUCAAGCAAGAGUUUGUGGACGUGACGAAGCUUCCCUAUCCAAUCCCUACAUCACCAACGCCCAUUAACAGAACGCACAACGAUGUCAUCCAGCUCAUCAGGCAGGAGAGGAUGAAAGAGGCCAAGAGUGUGGUGCGGUCGCAGCACUGGUCCAUCGACCAUCCAAGCCGAGGCGAGCUAUGGCUGAGGCUGUGCCAGCACCACUCGAAGGGCCAGCUAGCAGAGGGCUACUACCAGCGCACAGUGAAGGAGUCCUUGGGGAGACUGUGGCCCAUGAACCUGCCCGCAUUUGCCGACCCAAUCUUCUGCGAGGACUACUUGCUGUCUCCCGAGGGCCAGAAGCACGCCGAGCGGGUCCUGUACAUCGUGUCCAUCAGCCACCCGUACAUCACUUACUGCCCACUCCUUUACCCCGUCACGUCACUGCUCCUCCACUAUUUGUCUGACGAACAGGCUUACGAGUGUGUGUGUUCUCUUAUCGAGAGCACGACGGUGCGGCAUCUGAGCCAGACUCGACUGAUGCACGACACCUCAGCAUACACACUCAUGCAACUGACAAGGCGACUGGCAAAAAAGACCUAUUCAAGGCUGCUCCGCAAAGUUCGACACGAAGAAGACCUGGAGAAGAUCUUCCACACAUGGGAGCUUUGGAUAUUUCGUGGGCUGCCCUUCUACCACCUGGUGCGCUCCAUGGACUGCUUUUUGCUGGAGGGCGUGCGUGCUCUUUAUCGCAUCGCAAUGACCAUCCUCAUCCUCUUCACCCAGGAUUUGUCUCGAAAAAAGAAGAAGAAAGUGGAAGACCCAUCUGGAGACUCCACAUCAGACACGGGCAACUUCCUGGACAGGAUCAUAGUGUUCUGCAAGCACAUACCCUACAACGUUGACCGGUUCCUCAAAACUGCCUAUAACAUUCAGGGCUUCAGUGCCAAGCUUCUGAAUCAGCAGCUGCUCAAAUCAGAGAUGUACAUCCGAAGCUGCUCGAGUGGACGGUUGCGGGCAGCAUCUGAGAGUGGCCCCCCAGGCUCCUGCUACCACCUGGACGUGACGUCUGCCUACCUGUCCAUUAAGGAGAGCAAGAACAGAGCCAUGCGUGCCAUGUCGGUCGGCAUCAUGCCAAUGGCCAAUUUCCGAUCUGAGGUGCUUAGCUCUGAGCAGAUGGCCCUCGUGUGGAGCUGGCUGCCCACACGCAUCACCAUGCUGCAGCCAGAGGUGAUCUACUCGACCAACGAGCAUGGCAGCAGCUUGACAAACUUCUUCUUCCACACCGACACAUGGGAGCCCACGCUGUUGGCAGUGCUGACCACGCGUGACGAGCGCUUUGGUGCCUACUGCUCAACUCGGUGGCAGGAGCGCACCAAGACGUACUUUGGCACCGGCGAGACCUUUCUCUUCACGUUCGUACCUGAGCCACGGCGGUUCGCCUGGGUCGGCGUUGGCUCCAGUCAGGACGUGCCCCAUUCGUCCCAUCUGUUCAUUUCGGCCAACCAGCACAUGAUCCAGGUUGGAGGAGGGAAUGGAUUGGGGCUGUACAUAGACGAAUCCUUGGAGAAUGGUCGCACCGAGCGUUGCGAUACUUUCAACAACAGCCCACUGGCCAGCAGUAAUGACUUCGUUGUGCGCAUUUUGGAGGUCAUUGGCUUUGCCUGAUUUUCCCUUUGGACCUUCAAUUUUUAGCAUCCCUAGUUGAUGACCCGUGGCAUUUUAUCACUUUUGUUGCCAUUGUAGUAUUUCUUUUAAUGAUUGUUUUUUUGCUGUAUGAUCUGAUCAUGCGUGGCCACAAUGUGCUAUUUUAGCAUCAAAACGUUAGUUGCUCAAGAGGUCUCAUUGAUAUUGAGGCAUCUCUCGUUAACGUCUUUAGUCCACCUUGAGUCAAUGGCAGGCUCUUGGAUGCUGCCUGUGAUCGCCUGUUUGAGUCGUAUUCUCAUGUGUUCCUAUUUAUGCUACGUAGUGUGCAUUUUGCUCAGAUAUAUUGUCAGUGCAUUCUCAUUUUGCCUAGGUGUAUGUAAUAAAAAGGUGCACAUUCCAAGAAUGGGUUCUGACUACACAAUCUAUCAUGCGUUUAAGCAGUAAAAUGCUUGUGUAGUCCCCAUAGUCUAAUCCUGUGCAUGUUUAAUAUACGGUGUUUGUGCGCAACACAAAUCCUGAGUCUACAAACCUGUUAUAUAUGUUCUACCUGCUUACAACAAUAGACUGUGCCUUAUUCGAAAUAAGGAGACACAAAAUCUGUAGUUCGGUGUAUAGUAUACUGUGCCAUGUUUUAUGGUAUACUGUGCCAUGCUUGACGUCUACUACAUUGUGUUUGACGUGAUGCUGGAUAUCGAAAAAUGUGUACAAUAAAUUGUUUGCUUAACAAUGAGCUCACUCGUACAUUGCCUGCGUAUUGUCAUGUAGUAGUAACAUUGAUGAAGGCAGUGGUCGGUAUGUCCAAGAUGAGACUGUUUAUUUGGCCGCACUUGUGGCCAAAUCUGAUAACGCAAAUCUGAUAACGGAAAAUCUGAUAACAGCACACUGACACUGAUAAGGGCGAACAGAGGGUCGGCCGUUGAUCAGCUGACAAGUGGAGAAGUGCAUCAUCAUUUAGACAUGUGGCGUCAAAUAUUCCAGCGUUAUUGCUAACAGCCAUGUACGCUUUAUAAGAAACUGUACUGUUUGCGGUGUGCGCGUAAUCACAUCGGAAGGUUCUGAGAUUAUGUUGAUAAUUCUUGGUCAUUUAAUGCGGUUUGUGCAAGGCAGCACUUACAGUGUAAAGGGCCAAGACAAAACUCGAGGAAGGAAUGUGGCAAUAUGUUACCAACCAUGCAACAAAGCCUCAUUGUUGCAUCAUUCUGUCUUCUAAGGUAAGCACUUAUUGCCUGUCAUUAUAUGAGGACAUACAGCUGGAUAUUGUGGACAAACGAUUCAUUUUGACUAAUCUUUCAAGGAAAUUUCUCUAGUGCAUGUUAACAUAGUGAUGAAACAGCACAAAUGAUGGGACGAAUGGUAUACACCCUUUAGCAAAGAAGUUCGUUGCUCUUUAUCAAAGAAAUUAGAUACCUUGAGCUUCGAAUGUAAUCACCAAGCUUGUUGUCACAAGCUUUUUUGCAUCCUUCUUGUUUUAUUGUCUGCCAUGACACUUUUCUAGUCUUGUUGUCACAUGCUUGCAAACCUUUUUUUAGUUAGACCCUGGUUUUUAUUGAUUUAUGAAUGUCUAGUUUUAGAGAUUUUAAUCAGUUUCAUAUCAACUGUAGUGUGGUUGUUUUCUCGCCAUUUUUUGCUCAUGUUCACGAAGUCUACAUUUUCUGCAUUCUGUAAACCGUUGUCGAAAUUUAUAGAAAUGCCCGUUGAAUCGCUCAAUAGCAUUUAUGCUGUUUUAUCGAUAUUUGUUUGCCUUGCUAUAUAUCUUCUCCACCUUUCCAUUAAAGAAAUCAGUCGAUAG
Messenger RNA from Rhipicephalus microplus (southern cattle tick), 3803 nucleotides. Its product is annotated as GTPase-activating protein skywalker. NCBI's taxonomy places the organism in Eukaryota, Metazoa, Arthropoda, Arachnida, Ixodida, Ixodidae. The record is from RefSeq and is a predicted model, not a curated record.